Paramacrobiotus metropolitanus is the source of this 2262-nucleotide messenger RNA. Its product is annotated as protein Skeletor, isoforms B/C-like. NCBI's taxonomy places the organism in Eukaryota, Metazoa, Tardigrada, Eutardigrada, Parachela, Macrobiotidae. Bases 124 to 2181 code for a protein of 685 amino acids. The transcript has 3 exons. The record is from RefSeq and is a predicted model, not a curated record.
ACGUCAUGCAUGAAUUACCACAAACUCACUGCAUCACUUUCAUCAGCGUGCCUUUGCACAGACUAGAUUAUUAUCGUAUUUCAAGUUUCUUUCCCGAAUAAGUCCUUCAGAAGUUUGGGAAAAAUGGUAUUCUUUAUCCUGCACUUAUUUGUGUUCUGGCUAUCUCAACAUCUGAUCCUGUGCGAACAAACAUUCGGGAGAAAAGUCGGUUCAUUUCAACAAAAGUCUCAUCAGGUUCGUGGAGAUGUCUUCGCGGUCAACAGCACGACAUUCCUGUUAAAAAACUUCAUGUACGAUGGUCUUGGACGGGAUACGUAUUUCUUCGUGGGAACAUCCACUGAACCGUCGGAGCGCGGCACCCUCGUUCCCAACGAGCGCGGGAAGACCAAUCUGCUCCGACAGUACACCGGCGAAGACAUUCUCAUCACUGUGCCCCCGGGCAAGCCCAUCUCCGAGUUCAAGUGGCUGGCUGUCUGGGAUGUCAGUGAGCAGAAGAGUUUCGGGGAUGUACAGAUCCCGGGUGACUUCGAAGCGCCACGCGAACAAAUUGUUGGGCCGCUAUUGCAAACGUAUCACAAUGUUAAAUCCGAGGACAUCAAAGUGAUCGAUGCCAAGACGAUUAAAAUUCCCAAGUUCUACUUUGACGGUGCCGCGGAUGCUAUUUUUUGGGCAGGCGUGGGGCAGCUGCCAUCGUCGCAUGGACUUCAGGUGCCGACAGAAAGCGGCUACGACAAAUUGUCCCGCUACACCGGCCAGACGGUGACCCUGCGCCUACCGGGCGAAACCACCGUCCUCGUUAUCGACUGGCUGUGCGUCUGGGAUCCGACUUACAGCCAGAGCUACGGCUACGUGAUGAUCCCGGCCAACAUGAAUAUACCGCCGUCCAUGGGCAACCUGGUGGGUAUUGGCUACUCCCGUCUGCCCAACUGUGAGCGCCUCCAUCAGCGGUUGCAGGUCAGUUGGGAGGUUUUUGGCGGCUUUCUAACCAUCCAACUGGCCGGUCUACUGGAGUCCAACGAGUACAUGGCCUUUGGAUUCAGCGGCAGUAACAACAUCUCCACCAUGGUCGGGGCGGACGUUGCCGUGGCAUGGUGGGACGGUGUGGGAAAAGUCGAGGACUACUUUGUCACUGCCAGAGCACCGUGCUCCGAUAUCGCGGUCGGCAAUGCCAAGCGGGGCGGUGUGUGUGCGGAUACGGCGCUGGGCGGGAUAAACGAUCUGAUGGCACUGGAAACCAAACGAGAGAACGGGCUGACCAUCAUCUCCUAUCAGCGCCCACUAAAGACCACCGACGUCAAUUUCGACAGGAUGAUCGUUCCGGAGGAAUUAGUGUUCAUUAUCUGGGCGAUUGGUCCACUGGACACGCAACUCUUACCGUCGAAACAUACGCUCUACUCCCGAUCCGACCGCGCGUUCCGUUUCAGUCGACCCAACGAGAAGAACUGCGAUAAAUUCGACACCGGUAUCGUUCGCAACCGGCAAGUGCCGUGGCCGGGGAUUAAACUGACCGGCGAGCAUACACAGACGUUUGUAGCGCAGAUCGGUCCAUCGGGCGGAGAAAAGGGCUACGCGGGAUUAACUGGCUUCCGGUCUUGGGGCCUAGCGUGGUACAUUAAUGGUUCGCUGAUCCCCGAACUCGUUCUGAAACGCGGAGUCAAAUACCGCUUCUUCAUUCAGGGCGGGAAAAAUCCUCAGACUCUCGAGUAUUAUCAUCCCUUUUACAUUACCUCUGAGCCAGAAGGCGGAUUCGCUCAGAAGAAAGAAGCAGACCGCAUCCGGGUGCGCUUAUUCGCCGGUGUGCGCCGUGGAGCGAACAAUGACUACGAAGCCACGGCAGUCGGACCUCUGUGUCUUUGGAAAGAGCUGACGAAUAAUGUCAAACCGGAGGAUUACUCCAAUUUCUUUGGAUAUAAACGCCAGCUCGGUUUUGUAUGUGAAUCGGGUCAACCGGGCAUUCUGGAGUUCACACCGGACGCGACGACGCCAGAUGUCGUUUUCUAUCAAAGCUAUACUCAGCGGAAUCUGGGAUGGAAGAUUACUAUAGUGGAUGCGUUUGAGGAUCCCAUAACGCAUCAAAGAGUGGGCGCGUCGGCAGAAGGCGAAAGGGGCGGUGCCGUUGCGAACGUCCCAAGUGUAGUGUCACUAUUCUGUUUAGCGUGGGCAAUGGUAUGGUGGUUUUAGCGCUGUUGGACGUAAGCUAUUUUGUUCCCAUUACAAGACUCAUAUGGCUGUGAUACUCUGGAUUAAACUCAUUUGAAAAUA